This is a messenger RNA of Nicotiana tabacum (common tobacco), 1646 nucleotides long. RefSeq names its product premnaspirodiene oxygenase-like. Gene Ontology annotation, molecular function: iron ion binding; oxidoreductase activity, acting on paired donors, with incorporation or reduction of molecular oxygen; heme binding. Lineage: Eukaryota; Viridiplantae; Streptophyta; Magnoliopsida; Solanales; Solanaceae. The record is from RefSeq and is a predicted model, not a curated record.
UGCAACAACAGUUUGCAGAAACUAUCAAGUCAAAUAAUCCCCCCUUUAAUUCCCUCCCAAAAUGCAGUUCUUCAACUUCUUUUCCCUUUUCCUUUUUGUGUCAUUCCUCUUUUUAUUUAAGAAAUGGAAGAAUUCCAAUAGCCAAACCAAAAGAUUGCCUCCAGGUCCAUGGAAAUUACCUAUUCUUGGAAGCAUGCUUCAUAUGCUAGGUGGACUUCCACAUCAUGUCCUUAGAGAUUUAGCCAAAAAAUAUGGACCAAUUAUGCACCUUCAACUAGGCGAAGUUUCUCUAGUUGUUAUUAGUUCUCCUGAGAUGGCAAAAGAAGUACUAAAAACUCAUGACCUCGCUUUUGCAAAUAGGCCUUUACUUGUAGCUGCCAAGAUUUUUUCUUAUAAUUGCAUGGACAUUGCCUUUUCUCCUUAUGGCAAUUACUGGAGACAAAUGCGUAAAAUUUGUCUCUUGGAAUUGCUCAGUGCCAAAAAUGUCAAGUCAUUCAACUCAAUUAGACAAGAUGAAGUUCAUCGUAUGAUUAAAUUUUUUCGAUCAUCUCCUGGUAAGCCAGUUAAUGUUACAAAAAGGAUUUCACUUUUCACAAACUCUAUGACAUGUAGAUCAGCAUUUGGACAAGAAUAUAAGGAGCAAGACGAAUUUGUACAACUAGUCAAAAAAGUGUCAAACUUAAUAGAAGGGUUUGAUGUGGCUGAUAUAUUCCCUUCACUGAAGUUUCUUCAUGUGCUCACUGGAAUGAAGGCUAAAGUUAUGAAUACACACAAUGAAUUAGAUGCCAUUCUUGAAAAUAUCAUCAAUGAGCACAAGAAGACUUCAAAAGGCGAUGGUGAAUCAGGAGGUGAAGGUAUAAUUGGUGUACUGCUAAGACUUAUGAAAGAGGGAGGCCUUCAAUUUCCAAUCACUAACGACAACAUCAAAGCUAUCAUUUCUGACAUCUUUGGUGGGGGAACAAAAACUUCAUCAACAACAAUUAAUUGGGCCAUGGUCGAAAUGAUGAAGAAUCCAAGUGUAUUUUCCAAAGCUCAAGUAGAGGUAAGAGAAAUCUUGAGAGGGAAAGAAACUUUUGAUGAAAUUGAUGUCGAGGAGUUCAAAUACCUAAAGAUGGUCAUUAAAGAAACUUUCAGACUCCAUCCUCCAGUACCUCUUUUGCUUCCAAGAGAAUGUAGAGAAGAAACGGACUUAAACGGCUACACUAUUCCAUUUAAAACAAAAGUCGUGGUUAAUGUUUGGGCAAUGGGAAGAGAUCCAAAAUAUUGGGAUGACGUAGAAGCUUUAAACCUGAGAGAUUUGAACACAACUCUAUGGAUUAUAUUGGUAAUAAUUAUGAAUAUCUUCCCUUUGGUAGUGGAAGGAGAAUUUGCCCUGGAAUAUCAUUUGGUUUAGCAAAUGUUUAUUUUCCACUAGCUCAAUUAUUGUAUCACUUUGACUGAAAACUCCCAACUGUAAUCAAUCCAAGUGAACUGGACUUGACUGAGGCGGCUGGAGCAGCUUGUGCCAGAAAGAAUGACCUACACGUGAUCGCAACUGCUUAUCAACAUUGUGAAGAGUGAUCUCAUGGCGUCAAACCUUUUCUUAAAAGAAGAAUCUUUGCAACUGAAUUUCGUUGGCAACCCCACCAUUGUACUUUCUUCCGUUG